Strigops habroptila (Kakapo) is the source of this 6977-nucleotide messenger RNA. It is a transcript of the gene PTAR1, whose product is annotated as protein prenyltransferase alpha subunit repeat containing 1. Bases 128 to 1432 code for a protein of 434 amino acids. Gene Ontology annotation, cellular component: cytoplasm. Gene Ontology annotation, biological process: protein prenylation. Gene Ontology annotation, molecular function: protein prenyltransferase activity. The transcript has 8 exons. The record is from RefSeq and is a predicted model, not a curated record. Lineage: Eukaryota; Metazoa; Chordata; Aves; Psittaciformes; Psittacidae.
GGGCUGAGGCGGGAGGAGGGCCCGCCCCGCCCCGCCCCGCCGCGCGUUACCCGCGGCUCUCCGCGGGCCGCUGACCCGGAAGCGCUCUGCCCGCCCAGCGCGGCGGAGCCGGCUGCGGCGGUGGAAAAUGGCCGAGUCGCCGGAGGAGGUGGCGGUGCUGGUGCAGCGGGUGGUGAAGGACAUUCGCAACGCCUUCCAGCGGAACCCACACAUAGAUGAAAUUGGAUUGAUACCCUGUCCUGAAGCCAGGUAUAACCGGAGCCCUAUCGUCCUGGUAGAAAACAAGCUUGGUGUGGAGAGCUGGUGUGUCAAGUUUCUUUUGCCAUAUGUCCACAAUAAACUUCUCCUCUACAGACAAAGAAAACAAUGGCUGAACAAAGAUGAGCUGAUAGAUGUCACAUGUACCCUGCUGCUGCUGAACCCUGACUUCACCACUGCUUGGAAUGUGAGGAAAGAAUUAAUACUGUCUGGCACUUUAAAUCCACUUAAAGAUUUGCAUCUUGGAAAACUGGCGUUAACCAAGUUUCCAAAGAGUCCAGAAACGUGGAUUCAUAGACGAUGGGUGCUGCAACAACUAAUUCAGGAGAACUCCUUGCCCAGUCUUGUGACUAAAGGAAACUUGGGAGCAGCACCUGUGGAGAGAAUUCACCGAAUAGUGCAGGAGGAAAUGAAUGUCUGCUCUGAAGCCGCUGGGAGAUAUCCAAGCAACUACAAUGCCUGGUCCCAUCGCAUCUGGGUUUUACAGCAUUUGGGAAAGCUGACUGUCAAGAUUCUCCUUGAUGAACUUUCAUCCACUAAAUAUUGGGUAUCUAUGCAUGUCUCAGACCAUAGUGGAUUUCAUUACCGCCAGUUCUUACUCAAUUCCUUGAUAGGCAGAACUGUGACUGACAAUAACGUACUGUUGCAAAAUCGGAUGGUAAAUGAGCAAAACCCUAACCUUCUAAAGGAGGAGGAGAGUGCAGGGGCAGCAGCUGCCUGUGCGGAAGAGCAGAGCAUGGAUCUCCCCCGCUGUUUAGAGGAAGAGUUGGAGCUCUGCACUGAACUGAUUGAUACUUACCCAGGGCAUGAAACCUUGUGGUGUCAUAGAAGGUGUGUGUUCUACCUUCAGCACCACCUAAGCAACAGACUUCCUCUUCUGAGUGCAGUGGUGUCAUCUGUGGGCAGCAAUGAUGAAACUUUGAAUAAUUCCCACUACAGUCCUGCGAUAAGUCACAUGGCACAAGCUAUGGAAGUUGAUGGUUUGAAUGAAUCCAGCAGCAAACAAGUUUAUACCCAAGAAACAAAACGCCUGAAACGUGCUCCUGUGCAGGACUGUCUUGGUCCAGAAAUGGAAUACCGGUUCAUUAAUAAAGUAUUAUCAACUUGCAGGGAUGUGGAUCAAGCCAGGUUUGCUACUGCUUAUAGGAAAUGCAGACCAUUCACUGGGGAUUAGAUUUUCAAGCUAGACUCUUCGCCAAAAUUGCUGUAUAUUUCUCCUGCCCAAAGUGCCUCCUGACAGUGCUAAGUUUCAAGCUGCUGUUUCUGACGGGUAGAGAGAGCAACAAUGAGGGAGAAGAAAAAACAUAAGGUAUUAUUUGGAAAGAAAAAAGGCACUUGAAGUGUGCAGUUCCAACAGUUCUAAAUAAUUUGAUGGAUGGGGGUUACUCUUGCAUUUCAGAAUGAACAUAGGCCACCUCUAAGCUUAGAGAGUAUGUUCACAACUCAUUUCAGGCACAGAGUAGCUAACAAAGGCAUUUCUAAAUGUACAGUCUUCUGUUUACAAUACCUAGAUAAGGCUGACCUAGGCUUGAGUAUCUCCAUGGCAAAGCUUUGUUUCAGUGGACAUCCACACCUGCCUCUGUAUAGGUAGGGGCCUAUUACAUGGCUUUUUGUUUUGAGAUGCUCUGGGACGUUGUCUUGGUUGAUGGUUUUAGUUGCAGAAGAACAUAGUACGUGAAGGAGGUGUGGGAAUGGCUUCAGAUGAUAAUCUCAUCGUAAGAUGUUGUCUCUAUGACCACUGGCAAAUGGGUAGGUUCAGGUACAAACUGGAGCCUGAAUUUAAUAACUGGAGCAAGAAGUUUUACCCAUUCCAGAGGACUUGAUGCAUAGCAUGUAUGGUAGCCUGGGUCAGCUUGACUAAAUGUGUCGCGUUAAUGACUAGUAUGAACCUGGAAGGCGUCAAGUCAGCUGACAAUGUGUUAAGAAUCAUGCUCUUGGUCCCAGAUUACUUCAACGGUAACGCAGUUGUGUGUUCUGUUUACCUUAGCAAAAAUUACCUGUUCGUGAGAAAAAUAUUAGUGGCAGGAGCAGACUGGGAAGUGGGAGCAUGAUAGAAAGUACUUCUUGAACUGUGGAAGUGAAGAGAUGGUCUCUUCAUGCACUGGAAUGAUUGAGGGGUUUAGAGGAAAAGAUCUGUAUUAGAAUCUGACUUGAAACCCAUUAUAUAUUUCUUCCACACUAUUACCUGGAGUCUUAGGUAGCUUUCUUAAAACUGUCUCAUGGAAUUACUGUGCUAUUGAAUUUUACAAUCUUGCCUUCAUAAACAAAUCCAGCAGCUGCCUUCAUACACGUUUGUGCAGUUCCUGUUCAUGUCAUCACAUGAAUAGUUACGCAUGCUUGUAUGAAGACAAGAUUUGGUUGUGUGUAACUGAACAGAGCUGCAUUGUAUUUUCAUACUUGGAAAAUGUUUUGAGAGUUCUGAUUAGUGUUGGUCUGAUAUUUUUUACUUUUACAAAACAUGGGUAGCUGCAGUGUGACUCUUAACUAUGGGUUUUUAAAACCUACUCCUAAUGGAAGUACUAUUUAUUUUUUUUUUACAUCCAGUGAGAAUAGCUACUUUUAGAAAUGUUUGCAGACCGGACUUUGCGACACAGAAAAGUGAACAAUAAAAGUGAAAUCGAAACAAGCCCUAGCUUUCCCUUUGAAAAAAAUACAAACAAUAAGCUGUCAAAAUCAAGCUUUAAUUUUUUCAUUAUAACUAUAGAUUAUAUGAAAGAAGAAAAUAUAUAACUAAAUUACUUCAAGCUGUCAAUGUCCUGAAGCUGCUUACAUGAAAUGAUUGAAGAGAUACUUCCCACAAAUUACAUUAAGCUCACAACUAUGUCAUGUUCUGGAGCUAUGAUCUUUGAAACAUGCCUGUCUAACCAUUCAGUGUUACUGCAGAGUUCCACUUGGACACCACUGGAAAAAACAGAAAAGUGGUUUCAGGCCAUUGGUAGUCACACAUAAAGGUUACCGAGUACAGCUAUUAUAAGUAAUGAAUUGCAGUUGUUUUGUGUUUCAGAGGUCAGAGAAUUAUAAUGUACUUGGUGAACAUUCUUGCAGAGACAAUGUCCAACAGAAGCUGCAGAAUACAAGUCUCUUGCUCUCUGAAGUUCCUUCAAAUAUAAAAUCAAACUUUUACACCUGUAGAAGACUUUAUAUGAAGUUCAGCAUCUUUACUGAUUUUGUCUUCUGCUGUAAUGUCAUUUGAAUUGAUGCAAAUUCUUUUUGUUCACUGGAUUAGUCUUCGUAGGUAUUUCUUUGUUCUAGAAACAAAGGGUUUUGAGGAACAAAUGUAAUUUGAAACUACAAAUACUAGAAUAGAAGGAAUCACAUUUUUAAGAAGUUGAAUUCUUUGCUGCUAAAUACCUUCACUGUUAUUUCAUUGGCAUUUGGUUGAUCUUGUGUGUUACAGUCACUGGAGCAACACAUGCAGCAUUAAAGAUAGCUACAAUAACAAAACUUGUUUAAAGUUGUUAUUGGAAUACUUUACUGUAGCUGCUCUGAGUAAUAUUUGUUAAUCUGUUCAUGCCUGCAUAUUAAUGUUUUGUUGACUUCUUACAUAUCCUGUAUACAACUAAACCCUUGUGUCAUUUAAGUAGGCAGAAAAGUAAAUUGUUGGUUUAUUCUGUUUGAUUAAUUACCUUAUAUGGAACUUACUUAAAACAAAUAAGCAAUUUCAUACUAUAGUGAGAAAGCUUAGAUUCUGUCUUACAACUAAAAUUUCUGGCAUUUCCAGUUUUAUGUUAGUGCUGCUUAAUUAAAAUGUGUAGCUAGUCUUUAUGGACAGGAGUAAGUUGUUUGGUUUUUUGUUGGUUUUUUUUUUUUCCUAGGUAGAGUAUUAAAGAAUUUUUGAAACAGUACAGUAUGGUAUUGCUGAGUAGAAAUGAAGGGUUUUGGAAAGGCUUGUCUGCAUAGCCAGACUCAACAAGCAUACUUCUUCAGAAUGACAUGUGAUACAAUGAUCAAAAUGUGACUACCAGAGAACAAUUUAAGUAACGAGUCUUCAGAGACUUGAUGAUGAAUUUUUGGACAGACAGGGUUAUUUGUUUAGUUUUGUUUUGCCUUCUGUGAGGGAAGAAUGUUCCAUAGGGUUUUUUAAUUUACUAAGAAGUGAACCAUUGCACUUACUGGGGGGCAGAGAGGAGGGAACCCCACAAUUCCCGAGUUGUAUCUUUUAGAGCAAUUUUGGAAAAAGCAGCAGUGAAGUGAAACGCAGAUGUGACUUUUGUCCUGUUCUUAUUUGGUGAUGAGAGGUCUUUACAAUUAGAUCUUACAGUUUAAUUAAUGUCACAUACAAAGGAAAGAGGGUAAUUCACCUAUUUUCAAAUGCACUUAACUUUAAAUUGGUUUCAAAGGAAGUUCAUUGUCCCUGUCUAACAUAACUUGUCUUUUUUUCCCCCAUGUCAUCAGAGGUGUGUUUAUGUCCCAGCCUCCUCUCUGUUCUUCUGACCAGCGAAGAAGAAUGUAGCAAAGCAUUGGUGAGGUGGCCUCAUCUUGUGUUUAGCUAGCUGACUACCUCCCAAACAGUAGCUCUGAUUGGUGUCCUUGAGUGGAGUUCAUCAGGCUUAGUUUUUUCAGAACCUCAUACUAGGCCUACAUCCUCUUUAUGAGGUGAAAAGUAAGAGCUUUAUCUAUGAAGCCAUCUAGUUUCCCUAGGAGAGUUUAAAGGAGAGGAAAAAAUAAAAAAGAAAAACUCUUGUAGUUAAGGUUGGGUAAACUAGAAUUAGCAUAAACUUUCAUUAGUAUAUUCCUCUGAAAAAGCGAUGUAUUGCUGAAAAUGGAGGAAAUAUGUGCUUCCAAGAAAUUCCUUGUAGACACUUUAUGCUUUUGAAUUAUAGACCACACACUUUCUAGUGGCUUUUACUAGUGUGUAAUGCUACUUCUCAGGGCAUAGUAUAUUGUAGUGAAUUAGGGUACAUUUUUAUGGUUUAUAAUUAUCAAUUUUAAAUAAAAAAAAAAAAGCUAAACAUAUAAUAACCAGCUUUUAAGGUUUUUGGUUGGUUUUUUUUGGUCUAGGAAAGUGUUUUGUAUCUACCCAUAUGCUAAUACUGUACCUAAUGGUUCACACUAGACUGUACCAUCAUCUAUCUCAUCUGCAUCAUAUUGUUAUUCUGUAUCUUAAAUUGCUGUUGCAGUCUUAUGGGAAGCUCCUGAUAGUUGCUGGGUUUCUUCUCUGCAUUCCCGAGUACUAUUCAGUAGGGUAGUCACUAUCUCACAAAGACAUAUGUUGUAAUGAGGGGGAAGCUUUUUACAAUAUUUCUGUUGAUGCACUAUGUAUCUUAGAUUUAUUUUUUUAAAGAGCUUUUGCUGGGAGUGUGAAUACUAGAAUUGCAAAAGCUUUUAGUUCUUGGUAGCUGGCUGAUGCUUAUGUACAGUACAGCUAUUCUGAAGAGUAGGACUCUUACCUGAAGUCUAGUUUAUUAACCAUCUUUAUCUGCACCAUUUGUUAAUCCUACUGUAUAUAGAUGGACGUAGGGAGAACCCACAGUGAGGUGCAUAUUUUCUUCAUGGUACACUUUCUUAACAGAAUAUGGUGAAACAAAGAGCAUUUCUUGGAUGAGGUGCUCCUGUAUGUUCAUUGUGAAUAAAGAUAUGAAAUUGGUACAUCAUUAAUACUGUAAGAUUUCCUGAAUGCCUGUGUAGAAUGAGUAGGUAAAUGUUUGAGUGUUUUUAAGAGAAUACUACCUGUAAUUGAAAAAAUGACAUAAAUGAUACAAGGUACCAGAACUUGUUUUACAAGACAAAAUAUAUUUAUGCCUAUUGUGUUCAUUCCCUUUUGUUUUCUUUUCUAAAGUGGCUACACUUAAAAGUGGGUAGUCAUCUUGAAAAGUAUGCUUAGGAAUGUUGUCUUUAAUUUCAUGUAAUAAAAAUAGUAGGUGUCUUAAAUGGUUUUAAGAUCCAAGGUAGUGAAAGCACUACAGUAUUCAAGUGAGCCAUUAAACACUAAUUUUCUAACACUCUCAUGUCCAUCAAAGUACUCUUCUAUGUAGAGAAAAAUGCUUAUUUUAUCAAGAUACAUGAAAAAAUAUUUAAUUCUCACAGCUUUCGUAUUAGGAGGAGGUACAGUUGGUUUUAAACAUAAUAUUUUGCAAUAUUUUUUCUAUGAAAAAUUAUCAGAUGCAUAGUUGUGACUACUGUAAAAUUUAUGUAGACUUCCAGUGCAGUUAAACUAGAUACAUGGUAAAUUUUGUGGCAGAAAACAUAAGAUUAUGGCAGGAUAGUAAGACACUUGAAAGUAAUCUGAUAAACAGCCAGUGUUCCACAGGAUAGUGAAUGUAAAGCAUUGUUUGUUUUCCAAGGGUCUUACUUUGUCAUGUGAUGAGUUCCUUUUAGAGGGGGAUUGUUUUAUCCUUUUUUUUUUUUUUUGUUCAGAGGGGAUUGUUUUAUUUUUUAUUAUCAGUAGAGAGCUUAUCUGUGAAUAAAUUAUUUAUAUUUAUUCUCCCACAAUAAGUGUUCAUGUAUGUUUGGGUGGAUGGAUGGAUGGCGGAACUGUAUUUAUGUCCUGUGAAAAAGGCAAAAAUCUCCUGCAUAUGGCUAUAUUCAUAUAAAACUGGUGAUCUGUGAACAGAACUCUUCUGUGGAAGACCUGUCCUAAGUCUGAAUCUAGCAGAAUCACUGCCAAUGUCAGGGUUUUUGCUGAAAGCUUCUCCUCACUGGCUUACUUUGCCUUACUUUCAUGAUACUUGGGCCAAUGUGUGCAUACCCAAACCAAAUGAUUAGUUGUGGUGUUUAUU